This is a messenger RNA of Colletotrichum spaethianum, 1671 nucleotides long. RefSeq names its product high-affinity glucose transporter. The coding region runs from base 1 to 1671 and encodes 556 amino acids. The record is from RefSeq and is a predicted model, not a curated record. Gene Ontology annotation, molecular function: carbohydrate:proton symporter activity. Gene Ontology annotation, cellular component: membrane. Gene Ontology annotation, biological process: transmembrane transport; carbohydrate transport. Lineage: Eukaryota; Fungi; Ascomycota; Sordariomycetes; Glomerellales; Glomerellaceae. The transcript is spliced from 6 exons.
AUGACCAUCGAAGCGGAGACCGCCGCCGAGGCGCGCACGAGGCUUGCGUUUCAGAACCGAUGGAAGACCCUCGCAAACAACCCAAAGAUCCUCGUCAUCGCUCUCUUUGCUUCCAUAGGAGGUCUUGAGUAUGGGUUCCAGCAGGGUGUCUUGGGCCAAUCGCUCGUAAUGAAUCGCUUCAUCGAUAACUUUCCGUCCGUCGUCGGCUCAUCUAGUGCUACUGGCUGGUUAACCUCCAUCCUGCAGCUGGGAGGUAUCCUAGGCUCACUCACCGCCGGUGUCUUUGGCGAGGUCUUCUCCCGCAAGUACACCAUGUUCUCAGCCUGUAUCUGGGUCAUUCUCGGAAGCUACCUGUACACUGGAGCGAGUUACCACAAACCCGAACUUCUCUAUGCCGGACGCUUCUUUACCGGCCUGGGCGUGGGCACUUUCAGUGGUGUUGGUCCACUAUAUAAUGCCGAGCUCGCUGCUCCGGAGAUGCGCGGGUUCAUCGUCUCCUUCUACCAGUUUGCUACUAUUCUGGGCAUCAUGUUGAGCUUCUGGAUUGGCUACGGCAGCAAUUACAUCGGUGGCAUCGGCGAAGGACAGUCCGAGCUCGCAUGGAGACUCCCCUCCUACGUUCAAGGCAUACCUGCCAUUUUGCUUGCGCUCGGUAUCUGGUGGCUUCCCUUCUCACCUCGUUGGCUCGUGAAGCAGGGCCGAGAUGAAGAAGCCGUCAAGACCAUCGCCUAUCUUCGCAAGCUUCCUGAGGACAGCGACCUCGUUCAGGUCGAGUUCAAGGAGAUCAAAGCCGAGGCUUUGUUCGAACAGCGGGCUUUCCAAAAGGCUUUCCCCCAGCUGGCCGAGAAGGAGAAGACUAGUGUUUGGAUGCGCGAGGGUGCACAGUAUUGGCGAAUUGUUCGCGAGUGGUCCCAUUUCAAGCGUGUUUCUACAGCUUGGUUGAUAAUGUUCUGGCAACAAUGGAGUGGCAUCGACGCUAUUAUAUACUAUGCGAGCAACGUGUUCCAGAGUCUAGGUCUUACUGGCGGUACAACUGCUCUCCUCGCGACGGGAGUCACUGGAGUUGUGUUCUUUGUCAGUACUCUUCCUGCCAUGGCUUUCAUCGACAAAGUUGGCCGCAAGCCCAUUCUGAUCGGGGGCUCCAUCGUCAUGUUGAUAUCCAUGGUCAUUCCUGGUAUCAUCGUGGCCAAGUUCAGUAGUGACUGGCCAGGCCACCCCGUCGAGGGCUGGGUUGCUGUUGCGUUCAUCUGGAUUUAUAUCGGAGCAUUUGGUGCCUCGUGGGGUCCGGUUUCUUGGACGCUGAUCUCCGAGAUCUUCCCCCUUUCCAUUCGCGCCAAGGGUGCUUCUAUCGGCGCAUCUAGUAACUGGCUCAACAAUUUUGCCGUCGCCUUCUACGUCCCCUCUAUGCUUAAGAACUGGGAAUGGGGCACCUACAUCUUCUUCGCCGUGUUCCUCGCGGCUAGCAUCGUGUGGGUUUACUUUUGUCUUCCGGAGACAAAAGGCGCCACGCUUGAGGAGAUGGACCGCGUAUUUGGCAGCAAUACCGGUGCCGAAGACACCAUCUUACUGGAACAGGCUAGAAGGGAUGUCGGCUUGACUGAGGACCUGGAGGAGGGUGCCAUCCACGCCGAGAAGAAGGGUCUCGGCGAGGCUCACCAUGAGUCUGCCUAA